This is a messenger RNA of Aspergillus aculeatinus CBS 121060, 2321 nucleotides long. Its product is annotated as transcription factor domain-containing protein. Gene Ontology annotation, molecular function: transcription cis-regulatory region binding; DNA-binding transcription factor activity, RNA polymerase II-specific; zinc ion binding. Gene Ontology annotation, cellular component: nucleus. The transcript has 7 exons. Gene Ontology annotation, biological process: DNA-templated transcription; regulation of DNA-templated transcription. Lineage: Eukaryota; Fungi; Ascomycota; Eurotiomycetes; Eurotiales; Aspergillaceae. The coding region runs from base 108 to 2183 and encodes 691 amino acids. The record is from RefSeq and is a predicted model, not a curated record.
CUGGUUCACCACGUUCGCUGCACCCCUCCUUCUCUCCCCCGAGUCGCCUUUGCAUGUGUUAACGGGUCCCACGGUAUUUCAUCGGGCGUUAUUGGAAUUAUACUCUGAUGGAUUUGGAGUACCGAGGGAUUCUCGCGCCGAAUGGGUUGGCUACACAUGCCUCGCUCUUAACGCCUCCGGCCACCACCAGCGACCUUCGGAACAAUCUUAGGCUUCCCCGGCCGAUGACAGCUUUUGAUUUCUCCCCCAGACCCUCGGAACCUGGCGCCAUGAACAAGAUCCCCGCCGUCCCGAGCAAACGGCGGGGUGGUUGUAGGAAGGCCUGUAAUGAGUGUAAGCAGCAGAAGCUUCGGUGCGAUAUUGUGCAAACGCCCGCUGAUGCAUGCUCACGCUGCCGGCGGCUCCAAAUAGAAUGCAAGGUUGAGCCCACUUUCAAACGGAUCUCCAAACGCCGGCGCAAUGCCGAAAUGGAAAAAGAAAUUGCGGAUCUCCGCCGUCGGCUUGCCAGUGGAGAGCAUCCCCAGCCCGGGGAGGCUAAUGCCAGUGACGAGCUAUCUCAAUGUUCGGAGGAUGUGUUCUGUUCUCCAGAUGCGACUGUUGGCAUCAAAGGACGGCCGUUGUCGGCUCCACUGGACCCGCAACCCAUCGCUACUCCGCUGACCAUCCAUCGAGAUGCCUCCAUCUUGUCCCAGGAUGAGAAUCCGUGGAUAUUAGAGGACGUCUCGCUAUCACGAGCCCGAGUAGCACGGUUGUUUGACCAGUUUUUCAAAUAUUAUCAUCCCUUUCUUCCUCUUUUGAACCCACAGAAGCCCCCAGACGAAUAUAUGCGUCGUUGUCCAUUGCAGGCAUGGACGAUCAUCUGUGUUGCUAGUCGAAGAGCACCUUCUGAGCCGGGUCUCCUCAGCGCACUCUCCGGGCCGUUUAGUCGGCUGCUCUGGUCCACCAUUACUGGUGUACCACAAGACUACCGUGUGGUCAAGGCACUCUGCCUCCUCUGCACCUGGCCGUUGCCAACAACCAGUCAACGAACCGAUGCUACCUUUAUGCUCAGCGGACUGAUGAUGCAGAUAUCCAUGCAACUGGGGCUACAUCGUCCAGUUCAAGCUGAGGAGUUCACCACCUUCCGCAUGGAAGUACAAGGGGAAGCUGUCAAAGAUCGAUUGCAGACAUGGGUUAUUUGUAACAUUGUAGCCCAAAAUGUCGCUACCGGUUACGGGCAGCCUCCGUCAACUAUCUACGAUUGGGCCCUAGAGCCCGCUUCACUGCGAGACGCCGAUUACCACCCUUCGCAUGACCUGAUGACUCGGCUCAGAAUCGAGAAGUUCUGUGACCGUGUCACAAAGGCACUGUACAGCAGCAAACCUGACCCGGCCGAGUUCAUCAGUUCGGAGAAGCUGCUGAUUGUACAGCUUCUCGAGAAUGAAUUGAGAGAUAUGGAAGUCGACUUUGGCCGGGACAUUUCCAACAUCAACAUGAUCCACCUGCGAGCGGCCGAACUGCACCUACGGUAUUUCGUAUUCCUGGGCUCUAACGCCCGAAGCGACGAUUUGACAAAGUUGUUCAUCGCAACCACUUCCUUCCUCGGACGAGUACUCGAUCUCGAGACCUCCCCCGGCGAGCUUAUCGGCCACGCUCCCAACUACAUCCUACAAAUGAUUGUCUCAGCCGCUUUCGCGCUCAUGAAGCUCUUGAAGAGCGAUUUCCGUCGCCACAUCGACUUUGAACACGGAAAGCUUCUCUUCAACGGAGCCAUCUCGGCUAUCCGCCGCAUCAGCGUCAUGGACCACGACCGUCCCGUCCGCCUGGCCGAUAUCCUGGCGCAGAUGUGGAACGCAGGCAGUCCAGAAGAUUCCGCCGGUGGUGACGCAUUGCAGCUCAAGAUCCGUUGUCGCAUGAGCAUGAGCCAUGUUUACGAUACCGUGUGGCGGUGGCGCCAGCGAUUCCGCCCGAUGAAGAGCGUGGAGGACACGCAAGCUACCAUGGCCAAUCCCAAUGUGGCUCCCCUCACUGGCCCUCUCUCACGGCCGCAGGACGAGUCUUUGCAGAGUACAAACCUGAUAUACACUUCAAACUUUGAUCAAGGCGCCUUCAUCAGCGAGGCAGGCUUCUCCGAGGUAUUCGAUUCCCUGAAUUGGGUUUUUGAUGGGAUUCCGGACUCCUUUGUGGCGCCUCCAAUUCUAUGAACAAUGCACGCACAGCCUUCUGAACUGCGAGUACUGUUGACUUAAAAGCCGUGUUUCCCUAUGAAAAUGUACAGAGCACCACCAUACAGCAUAGCAACCACUUAUGACCAUUCUUUUAUCAUAAUAUACCCGGAGGAC